This is a messenger RNA of Corvus hawaiiensis (hawaiian crow), 2343 nucleotides long. RefSeq names its product GTP binding protein 8 (putative) (gene GTPBP8). Gene Ontology annotation, molecular function: GTP binding. The record is from RefSeq and is a predicted model, not a curated record. Bases 21 to 932 code for a protein of 303 amino acids. The transcript has 8 exons. Lineage: Eukaryota; Metazoa; Chordata; Aves; Passeriformes; Corvidae. Gene Ontology annotation, cellular component: mitochondrion.
UCCCGCCCGCAGCCGCUGGGAUGCUGCUGCCGCGGGCGGGCCGUGCUGCGGGCCGGGCCUCGCCGCCGCUGGCCGCCCUGGCCCAGGUGCUGCGGCUGGAGCGGAGCCGCCGCACCGGGAUCGUGUUCCCGCUGCAGAAGCUGGAGCGGUACCUGGCGCCCGGCACCGACACGGCGCGGUUCCGCCUCUUCCAGCCCGGGCUGGCCGCCCUGCAGCGCGCCGAGGCGCUCUUCAGGUCCGACCGCGGGCACCCCAUCGACUACGUGAGCUCCGCCGUCCGCAUGGACCAUGCCCCGCCGCCGGCCCUGCCCGAGGUGUGCUUCAUCGGCCGAAGCAAUGUGGGGAAAUCAUCUUUAAUCCGGGCCUUGUUUUCGCUGGCUCCAGAAGUGGAAGUUAGAGUGUCAAAAACUCCGGGCCAUACCAAGAAGAUGAAUUUCUUCAAAGUGGGGAAGUACUUUACUCUGGUGGACAUGCCAGGAUACGGCUAUCGUGCCCCGCAGGACUUUGUUGAGAUGGUGGAGGCCUAUCUGCAGGAACGGCGCAACUUGAAGAGGACUUUCCUAUUAGUUGAUGGUGUAGUUGGACUCCAGAAAACGGAUAACAUUGCGGUAGAGAUGCUGGAAGAGUUUGGGAUUCCUUAUGUGAUGGUAUUAACAAAAAUUGAUCGAGCUUCCAGGGGAGUGUUGUUAAAGAACGUACUGGAGAUCCAGGAGUUUGUAAAGGAGAACACUCAGGGAUGCUUUCCUCAGCUGUUCCUGGUCAGAUGCAGCACCUCUCUGUGCCCCAAGGAUGGAGGGUGGGCUGCUGAUGGGGAAAAGUCCCUUUCCCUCUUUCCCUUUUUCUGCAAUUCUGUGGAGUUCUCAGGGGUUCAUUUGCUCAAGUGUUUUGUAGCCCAUGUUACUGGAAACCUACCCACUGUAGAGGCCAGCUGAAAAGACCAACUCCUGCUCUGCUUGGCUCAACCAGAACAAAAGUAGGUACAGCAGGAUAGCAUGCCUUGCUUGCAGCACUGAGUUGUCCCUGUUCCACAAGGAUGAAGGCAAGAACGCAUCUUUGAUGGGGUCUGCUUUUCCAUCACUGUUGGCUUGAAACAGAGUGGAAUAAAAGACUAACAUCUAGAGGAGCCCUCUCCUGCACAUUGUCAUCAGUGCUGCAUCUACCUCCUGUUUUGAGAUCCAGCACGAAGUUCUGCAGCUGCACGUGGAUGAAUUGCCAGAUCUGAGGCACACCAUCCAUGAUCUGUGUCGCUCCACCCUGGCAGCUGAAGCACAACACUGAUGUGCCCUGUGCCUUUUAGGGGAACUGUGUCCCACAGCAGCUGUGUCUGGCUAAGAGCACCUGAAACUGUCCAGUUACAAGGCGCAGAACUGGACAAAAGGACAGCCAUCAAUAGCAGCACUCAUACAGGAGAACUUAGUCUGAAGCUACCAAGUGCCUGUGUCAAACCCUCGCACUCAGUCUUUGUCAUGUCUUAACAUGGCCAAAUGUGGUUAUGCAGUUGUCAAAGUUACUUGCAUUAAGUGUUUAAACCUCAAGAACGGAAAGUUCUUUUUUAAACCACUCUGAGGGUGCAAAAGGACUAGAAAUAUCACUUUCUUUCACCGUGCAAUUUCUUGUAACAAACUAGACAUGAGGCAAGAUCUUGUUUUCAGCAUAUGUGUAAGGAGUGGAGAAUGUGAGGAAUGAUGUAGAUUUGGCUCUCUAGCUUCUGCAUCUUAGCAGUGAUCAAACCUGUAAUUCUGUUUAUAUUUUAUCUCUAAUCCCAAAUUGCUACAGAGCAAACUUGCCCAGGGGAUGCAUGAUCCUAGAAGUGCAGCAGUAGCUAUACAGAUAGAACAGGUGAAAGUGAACACUUCAGGAAGGAUCUUUCCUUAGUAUCUUAAAACCAGGAUCUUCCAAAAGGAUCAAUCCUGUCAAGGCUGUAAUUUUCAAGGCCUCAGCCUUGACUGAAGAGCUUCUGAAAAUAACCCUAAAAAUGUAAAACAGUGCAGUUCUGGUUUUAGUCCCUCUUCAGAACAAACCCCCUUACAUUACAUUAUGGUACAAUCCCUUACAGUGCUAGGAAGUCUUUUACUAACCACUUAAAUACAUUAAAUAUGUCCAGUUAAUCCAUUUGUAUAAACAAACUGGAUGUGUGUGCAUGGAACAUUAGGUACCAUCUUCUCCAGAAGAAGCAGCUUUACCUCUGGACACAUCUUGGUUUUAUUCAGAAGUGCUUCAAAUACUGGAAUAACUCCUGCAUUUUGCUCAGUCAUUUGCAAGAGAGAACACUAAAGUUUGAUUCUUGAGUGUGACAGUGCCCCUGUGACAAAACAGUAAAUAAAAUCAAGUCCUCUCCCUAAA